Messenger RNA from Juglans regia (Persian walnut), 2354 nucleotides. Its product is annotated as long chain acyl-CoA synthetase 4-like. Gene Ontology annotation, cellular component: endoplasmic reticulum; membrane. Lineage: Eukaryota; Viridiplantae; Streptophyta; Magnoliopsida; Fagales; Juglandaceae. Gene Ontology annotation, biological process: fatty acid metabolic process. The transcript has 19 exons. The record is from RefSeq and is a predicted model, not a curated record. The coding region runs from base 175 to 2163 and encodes 662 amino acids. Gene Ontology annotation, molecular function: long-chain fatty acid-CoA ligase activity.
CAGAAACAGCCACCUCGCUCUUUUACUAUUGCGCUGCCUCUCUACGUGAGUGCGUGUUUAUAUAUAUAUAUAUAUAUAUGAAUAGAUAGCUAGGACAUACAUGCACAUUCCUUAGAGAUACAGAGGGUGGAGCGAUCGAUUUGUUGCUUCGAAGGGAGAGCGAGAGAGUCGAGAAUGGCGCAGAAUAGGUUUAUAGUUGAGGUUGAGAAGGCCAAGGAGGCCAAGGAUGGGAGGCCAUCGAUGGGAACGGUUUACCGCAGCGUUUUUGCCAAGGAUGGAUUCCCGCCUCCUAUUGAAGGAAUGCAUAGUUGCUGGGAUGUGUUCCGCAUGACUGUCGAGAGAUGUCCGGAUAAUCCGAUGCUUGGUCGUCGUGAGAUUUUAAAUGGGAAGCCUGGUAAAUACGUGUGGCAAACUUAUAAAGAAGUAUAUGAAUUGGUAAUUAAAGUGGGAAAUGCUAUGCGAAGUUGUGGUUUUGGGGAAGGAGCAAAAUGUGGCAUUUAUGGUGUAAAUUCUCCAGAAUGGAUUAUAAGCAUGGAGGCCUGCAAUGCUCAUGGACUCUAUUGUGUUCCUUUAUAUGAUACUCUAGGUGCUGGUGCUGUCGAAUUUGUUAUACGCCAUGCAGAGGUUUCAAUUGCUUUUGCUGAAGAGACAAAAAUCCCUGAGGUGUUGAAAACCUUGCCUAACACAACAGAGUUCCUCAAAACACUUGUGAGCUUCGGCAAGGUCAGCCCUGAACAAAGGGAGGAAGUUGAGAAGUUUGGGUUGACAAUAUAUUCGUGGGAUGAAUUUUUGCAACUGGGUGAUGGAAAACGGUUUGAUCUUCCACUGAAGAAGAAAAGUGACGUGUGUACUAUAAUGUAUACUAGUGGAACUACUGGUGAUCCCAAGGGUGUAAUGAUAUCCAAUGAUAGCAUCAUUGCUCUUUUAGCUGGGGUGAAGCGCCUACUCGAGAGUGUUAAUGAACAAUUGCAAGUAAAGGACGUAUAUCUGUCAUAUCUUCCUCUUGCACAUAUCUUUGACCGGGUGAUUGAGGAGCUAUUUAUUUUACAUGGUGCCUCAAUAGGGUUCUGGCGUGGGGAUGUCAAACUUUUGAUUGAGGACAUUGGGGAGCUAAAACCAACUAUUUUCUGUGCUGUCCCACGCGUGUUAGAUAGAAUAUACUCUGGUUUAAAUCAGAAGAUUUCCUCGGGGAGCUUCUUGAAAAAGACGCUGUUCAAUUUUGCAUAUUCACACAAGUUUCAUAACAUGAAGAAUGGGAGUAAACAUGAUCAGGCAUCUCCAAUUUGUGACAAAAUUGUCUUUAGUCAGGUGAAGCAAGGUUUGGGGGGUAGGGUUCGCCUUAUUCUGUCUGGAGCAGCACCUCUUGCCCCCCACGUAGAAACUUUCCUGCGAGUGGUGACAUGUGCUCAUGUUAUACAAGGAUAUGGUCUGACAGAAACUUGUGCGGGGACAUUUGUCUCACUGCCCAAUGAACUGCCAAUGCUUGGUACAGUAGGCCCUCCUGUACCCAAUGUGGAUGUGUGCCUAGAGUCUGUUCCUGAAAUGGGAUAUGAUGCCCUUUCGAAUACACCACGAGGAGAAGUAUGUGUAAGAGGAAAAACAUUGUUUUCAGGGUACUACAAGCGUGAGGACCUCACCAAGGAGGUCAUGGUUGAUGGGUGGUUCCAUACAGGUGAUAUUGGUGAGUGGCAACCAGAUGGAAGCUUGAAAAUCAUUGACCGCAAGAAGAAUAUAUUUAAGCUUUCUCAAGGAGAAUAUGUUGCUGUCGAAAACUUGGAGAACAUAUAUGGUCUUGUUACUGCUAUUGAUUCGAUAUGGGUCUACGGAAACAGCUUCGAGUCCUCCCUUGUGGCUGUUGUGAACCCUGGCAAGGAAGCACUCGAACGAUGGGCCAAAGAAAAUGGCAUCACUGGGGAUUUCAAUUCUGUCUGUGAAAAUCCCGCGGCAAAAGAAUACAUUCUUGGGGAGCUCACGAAGAUUGCUAAAGAAAAAAAGUUGAAAGGUUUUGAGGUUAUUAGAGCUGUUCACCUUGAUCCUGAACCAUUUGACAUGGAACGGGACCUUAUAACUCCAACCUAUAAGAAGAAGAGGCCUCAGUUGCAGAAAUAUUAUCAGAAUGCCAUCGACAACAUGUACAAGAGCGCAAACAAGCCCCGAGCGUGAAGGGAAUUUUACUUCUGGAGCCAGAAUUUAUUUUCUCCCAUUUAGCAAUAGCAAUGCAUUGUCCAGUUAUUUUAUUCUUGUGACUCUGUAUAGCUCUUUUCCAUAAACCAGCUGAUGACUCUAAAUUAAAAUGUGUAACCAUAGGGAAAAGACAAACAUGCUCUAAAAAUGAAUUUAAUGUUCUCAAUUAA